Molecule: messenger RNA, 3592 nt
Organism: Schistosoma guineensis
Lineage: Eukaryota; Metazoa; Platyhelminthes; Trematoda; Strigeidida; Schistosomatidae
Source: the annotation of a GenBank genome assembly
AAAUGUAAAGAAUAUAUUACUGAUAGAUGUACAUAUGCUUUAAUGUGUAUGUAUGUGUGUGGGGGUGCGUACCUAUGUAUGUAUCCAAGUAUAUAGGUAUACAUCUAUAUACCUCAUAUAUAUAUAUUGAUUGUAUAGGCAUUAUUUCCUUAGUGGAUUAGAUAUACUCAUUCAAUGAGGAAAAAUUAUAUUCAUAGAAUAAUAAUGAUAAAAUAAUCCUUUAAAUGAUUAUACACAUGAAAUUCAAUAGAAUAAUGAUUCAAUGUAUAUUAAUUCUAUUUCACUUAGUAACCAUCUUCUAUGAUGUAACCUGUAAUAUCCCAUAUUCUAAUCAAUUAUCUAUGAAACCAUCUAAUCGUAAUAUAAAUUCAUUAUAUAAACAAACUAAUCAAAAUAUUGAUAGUAUAUCUAUGAUAAAUCAACCAAAUAGACCAUAUAUAAAAAUUUAUGAUCCAGAUCAUAAUGAUCCAAAUUAUUUACCACCACCACCACCACCAACACCAACAACAAUACAGAAUUUAAUCAAUAAUACAGAAUUAAUGAAUCAAAAUAAAGAAAAUCAAUUUAAAGAAGAAAUUUAUACAAAAACAUCUAUGAGAGAUCGUAUAGUAAAUUUAAUUAUGUCAAAAUAUCGAAGUUAUGAACGUCCACCAGAUGGUGGUAAUGCAACUAUAGUAACAGUUAAUAUGAAAGUAUUAGCUAUCUUUUCAAUUGAUGUACGUACAAUGGAUUAUUAUAUAGAUUUAUUAUUAAGACAAGUAUGGCGUGAUCGUCGUUUAUCAUGGUAUGAUAUACCAGAAUUUUCAAAAUUUAAUGAACCAUUAGUAUCACCUAAAUUAAAAGAACAAUUAUGGUUACCAGAUUUAUUUUUUCGUAAUGGUAAAGAUGGUUAUUUACAUAAAUUAACAUUACCAAAUUAUUUAUUACGUGUACAUCCAAAUGGUAAUGUAUUAUAUAGUCAAAAAAUUACAAUGAGAUUUUCAUGUCAAAUGCAUUUACAAACAUUUCCAAUGGAUAAUCAACAUUGUCAUAUUAAUAUUGGUAGUUAUGGUUAUACAUUAAAUGAAUUAAAAUUUGUAUGGAAUCAUAAUAAACCAGUUGAAUUAGCUGAUAAAUUACAAUUAUCUGAAUUUGAAACACCAAAACAAUUUAUUACAAAUGAUUGUUCAUCGGGUUAUUCUACAUCAACAGGACAAUAUACAUGUUUAAAUGCAACAUUUGAAUUACAAAGACAAUUAGGUAGUUAUUUAGCAACAACAUAUAUACCAAAUGUAUUAAUUAUUAUGGUAUCAUGGUUAAGUUUUUGGGUAAAUGUUGAUUCAGCACCAGCACGUGUACCAUUAGGUUUAUUAAGUUUACUUGGUAUAUUAACACAAGCUAUAAGUGUAUCAUCAACAUUACCACGUGUAUCAUAUAUUAAAGCUAUUGAUAUAUGGAUGAUAUUUUCUAUUAUAUUUGUUAUUGGUGUAUUAGUUGAAUAUGCUAUAGCAUUAACUAUAUUAAGACGUAAACAAUCUGAAACAUGGCAUGAAGAUGUUAAAGAGAUAGUACGUGAAGAAUUAGCUAGAUGGUGUGCUAUAUGUCAACAACAACAAUUAAUACAAUUACAAAAUUCUAAUCAAUUAAUGAAAGGACAAUUAGAAUUUCGUGAAGAAUUAGAACAUUUAUUAACUAAUCAAUUUAUUGAUGAUUAUAAAGAUAAAACAAAACCAAAACGACCACCUGGUUUAAUUGAAUCAGAAAUUGAUACAUAUAGUAGAUUUUUAUUUCCAGCAUGUUUUGUAUUAUAUAAUUGUUUUUAUUGGUGUUAUUUUUUAAUUAUUGUUAAUCAAAUUUAAUCAUGAUCAAUUAUUGAUUGUUUAUCGAUUAAUCGAUCGAUCGAUCAAUCAAUCAGUCGAUUCCUCCUUAUGUUUGUUCUUGAUAUAUGUUACUACUCAUGAUUAAUCAACAUCAAUCAUUUGUUGCUUAUCGAUUAACCGAUCGAUCGAUCGAUCGAUCGAUCAAUCAAUCAAUCAAUCAAUCAAUUCCUUCUUAUGUUCUUUCUUGAUAUAUGUUGCUAUUGAGAUACUUGAAACUUUUCACCUCUUAUAGAGUUUAACAAUCAAAUAUAAUGAAUUUGAUGUUAUUAAUGCAUUUGUAAUGAUCUUAUGCAUGUAAAAAUCGAUCAAUUAUUCAUUUUAUAUCAAUCGAUCGAUCAAUUAAUCAAUCCAUCCCCCCGUUAUCUUCUUUUUUUAUUUUGAAACAUCUUGUUGUUAUGAUUAUAAUGUGUUUUUUUUUUAAAUUUUUCUAAAUCGAAACAAUUCUGUUGUUAAUCAAAUUUAAUCAAGAUUAAUCAUUGAUUGUUAAUCGAUUAAUCGAUCGAUCGAUCAAUUCCUUCUUAUGUUCUUUCUUGAUAAUAUGUUGCUAUUGAGAUACUUGAAACUUUUCACCUCUUAUAGAGUUUAACAAUCAAAUAUAAUGAAUUUGAUGUUAUUAAUGCAUUUGUAAUGAUCUUAUGCAUGUAAAAAAUCGAUUACUUAUUUAUUCUUUGUUAAUCGAUCGAUCAAUUCCGUCUUAUCUUCUUUCUCAAUAAAUGUUACUACUCAGAUACGUAAAAUUUUCUACAUUUGUAAUAGUUUCUCAAUCAAAUAUAAUGAAGUUGAUGUUAUGAUCCAUUAUUAAUGUAGUUGACAUUAUCUUAAUGAUGCAAAAAUCGAUAACUCACUCAUUCAUUGUUUAUUAACCGAUCGAUCAAUCCCUCUUUAUCUUCCUUCUUGAAAUAUGUUGCUACUCAUGAUUAAUCAAAAGCAAUCAUUUAUUCUUAAUCAAUCAAUCAAUCAAUCAAUCAAUUCAUUCUUGAAAUAUUUUGUCCCUCAGAUACUUGAAACUUUUUUACCUCUUAUAGAGUUUCUCAAUCAAAUAUAAUGAAGUCGAUAUUAUGAUCAAUUAUUCAUGCAUUUGUAAUACAAAAAUCGAUUACUUAUUCAUUCUUUAUCAAUCGAUCGAUCAAUUAAUUAAUCCAUCCCCCCGUUAUCUUCUUUUUUUUUUACUUUAAAACAUGUUGUUGUUAUGGUUAUUGUUGUUGUUGUUGUUGUUGUUUUUGUUUCUGUUUUCUAAAUGGAAACAAUUCUGUUGUUUAGCUUUUAGAUGAAUUAUACAAUUUGAAUAGAAUUCAUUGAAUGACUAUCAUGAUCAUGAUCAUCAUUAUCAUCACCAUUAUCAUCAUCAUCAUCAUCUAUUACAUAAUCAAUAAUAUACUAUGAGAGUACACAUUUUCUAAAUAAAAACAAAUACAUUCAAAAUCCAUUUGUAUACUUAAUUAUGAUCAUCUUUAUGUGUAAUUUCAUUGGGAAGAUUACCAUUCAUUACCAUUCGUACCAUUAGUACCAUUAUUAGUAUUACUAAUACUACCAAUAAAACCAUACUCAACUAAAUAAACAAACAUGGAUGCAUUUAGUAAACAUUAAUUGAAUAAUAUUCAAUAGUUCAUAUCAACCCCUUUCAUCGAUGUCAUUCAAUAAAGUAUUAUUAUCAUUCAUCAUUAUAACUUGGUUCAAUGUUCAUUUUUUUUUGUUUUUUGUUUUACUGUAAAGAAAUGUUAUCUAUUGUAUAC